Sardina pilchardus (European sardine) is the source of this 653-nucleotide messenger RNA. RefSeq names its product complement C1q-like protein 4. The transcript has 2 exons. Bases 1 to 609 code for a protein of 202 amino acids. The record is from RefSeq and is a predicted model, not a curated record. Gene Ontology annotation, molecular function: protein binding. NCBI's taxonomy places the organism in Eukaryota, Metazoa, Chordata, Actinopteri, Clupeiformes, Clupeidae.
AUGGUGGUGGAGCAGAGAGUGCAGCUGACUGUCACCCAGAAUGAGCUACUGAACACCCAAACACUGCUGUACACAAUGGAGGAUGAGAAUGAUGCUCUACACACAGAGAUGGCCGUGCUGAAGACCAGACUGGCUGCAAUGAAGACCAGACUGGCAUCCACUGAGACUGAAGUAGUGAAUCUGAAGAAAGAGAUCACAGAUCAACCCAAGGUGGCGUUCUCAGUAGGUCUGGGUAUUUCAGGAUACAUAGCGUCUGGGAGUACUGAGCAGAACUUGGUCUUCACUAAAAUCUUCAGCAAUGUAGGACAGGCCUACAGCAGCGUGACAGGCUUCUUCACAGCUCCAGUCAAGGGAGUCUACUACUUCAGAUUCAAUGUCAUGGAUAACUCACCCUCAAGAUAUAUGCACAUCAUUAUGUAUAAGAAUGGAGAGCGGCUCAUGUUGAUAGGAGAGGGUCCACAGGGAUACCCAAACUAUGUGUCCAGUGGUAUGACUCUGCAGCUGGAGGUGGGAGAUGUAGUUAACCUGCGACUCUAUCCAAACAACACGCUCUAUGAUAAUUCUGAAAAUCACAACAUUUUCAGUGGCUUCCUGCUCUUUACUCUCUGAAUGGAACACAGUGUUCAACAUAAUGCUGAUGCUGACAAGUCAUA